CGCAAGUCGGAUACGAUGAUGUUGAACCAAAUCUCACUACUUGCAACGGCUCAAGCCCUCCUUGCGACGUGCAAUCCUGUGCCGAACUUUGACUACGUCAUAGUAGGUGGUGGAACCGCAGGCCUUGCCCUCGCCAACCGCCUCUCUGCAGACCCAACGAUCACCGUCGCCGUCAUUGAGGCUGGGAACUCGGCCUUCAACAACCCAAACGUGACUUACGUGCCCAAAUCUAUUACAGAAUUCGGUCUCGGCUUGGGCACCUCUGUCGAGUGGGGUUAUACCACCGAGCCCCAGAAGUAUGCUGCGAGCGGCAACGUUACCUUGCCGUAUUGGGCGGGGAAAGGUAUGGGAGGCUCGUCUUUGAUCAAUGGAAUGACGUACGUACGAGCCGAGAAACGGCAAAUCGACGCCUGGCAAGGUUUGGGUAACGAGGGAUGGCAAUGGGACACUCUGGCGGAGUAUUAUGUGGAGCAAGAGAACUUUUUGAAGCCAACCGAGCAGCAGGAAGCGAGCGGCGCAACUUUUAAGGAGAGUGCUCAUGGGUUCGAAGGAGAGCUUGACGUAGGGUUCACGCCGUACUUGACUGGACAAGGGGCGUUUCGUAUCUUGAGCGACACUCACCAGGCCAAAGGUUAUACAUGGAACAGAGAUGUGAAUACGGGUAGUAUGCCUGGGUUUGAUGUGUGGCCAAUGACGCUAAAUGCCUCCACGAAAAUAAGAGAGGACGCAGCGAGAGCGUUUUACUACCCUAUUGCUGAGGAACGACCAAAUCUACACGUCUUCUGCAGUACUACAGCGUCGCGCAUACUCUGGAAACAACCAUCUGACGAUUCGGAAAAGUCUGCUUCAGGUGUCGAAAUCGUCAGAUCAGACGGAACGAUACGAAGGUUGGAAGCUAUCAAAGAAGUUAUCGUAUCUGCUGGCUCCAUCAGGUCUCCUGCUAUACUAGAGCUGUCAGGAAUUGGCAAUCCAUCUAUUUUAUCGCCACUCGGGAUCGAAACUGUCAUACCUCUCCCAUCUGUGGGGUCAAAUUUACAAGACCAGCCAGCAAACAGCAUCUUCUACUCUUCCUCAACAAACUGGACCGGAUAUGCAACCUUCGCAACUUUUCUCACAGCAUCCGACUUGUUUGGCGCCGCUUUACCGUCCAUCAGCCAUGAAAUCCAAUUGAAUCUGACUUCCUACGCUGAACUUAUCCUCUCGGACUACGCCCCAAACUCCACAACCCUCAAAGCUCAAGAACAGCUUGUCCAACACCAGCUCGAUCUCGUCUUCAGCCCCAACUCAACCGUACCACUUGCUGAGAUCCUCUGGUUCCCUACUGGUAACGCCAUUGUAGCGCAGUUCUGGAACCUCCUACCAUUCUCAAGGGGCGAGAUACACAUCAAUUCGACAAACCCACUCUCGCAGCCCUCGAUCAAUCCAAACUUUCUCCAGCUUCCCAUCGACACGAUCGUCCAGGCUGCCAUUGCAGUGCGCGCCCGAGAACUGUUUGCUACGUCGCCGCUCUCGGAACACGUGAUUGACGAGGUAUCACCGGGCUUUGCUGUGGUGCCCAAGAAUGCUUCGUAUGCAGAUGUCAACGGGGCGUGGGCGAAGUGGAUCAGGGGCAGUUUCAACGGCAAUUCGCAUCCGGUGACUACGUGCGGGAUGUUGGCCAGGGACUUGGGAGGCGUGGUUGAUAACGAGGGAAAGGUUUAUGGGACGCGGAAUGUGAGAGUUGUGGAUGCGAGUAUUUUCCCGACGCAGAUUAGUGGGCAUUUGAGCGCGACUGUGUAUGCGCUUGCUGGUAAGAUCGCGGAUGCGAUACUUAAGGAGAAUGGACAGUAAGACAGGCCAACUGUCUUGCUCGGAAAUAUGCAACCAUGGAAAGGUUUGAUACUACAUUCAUUUGUUACUCGCUUGAGCAGCUUCUUCAACAGAAGCACUGCCAGAAGCAUUGCCAGAAGCGUUUUCUACUGCUGGACUUGCGUCUUCAACUGGGGUGUUGGCACCUAUCAAUUACAUGCAUUGCAGCCCCACAUUAUCGAAAGAGGAAAGUGGCGGUCGCGCCUGCAUGUUCCGAGGUGGCUGUGCCAGCAGGCUACGCUCAGAUGUCGAGAAUUUAAAGGCUGUUUCGCUCGCUCACUGUUUCGGU
Boeremia exigua is the source of this 2137-nucleotide messenger RNA. RefSeq lists its product as uncharacterized. The coding region runs from base 16 to 1830 and encodes 604 amino acids. The transcript is spliced from 2 exons. NCBI's taxonomy places the organism in Eukaryota, Fungi, Ascomycota, Dothideomycetes, Pleosporales, Didymellaceae. Gene Ontology annotation, molecular function: oxidoreductase activity, acting on CH-OH group of donors; flavin adenine dinucleotide binding. The record is from RefSeq and is a predicted model, not a curated record.